Messenger RNA from Guyanagaster necrorhizus, 947 nucleotides. RefSeq lists its product as uncharacterized. The transcript has 5 exons. NCBI's taxonomy places the organism in Eukaryota, Fungi, Basidiomycota, Agaricomycetes, Agaricales, Physalacriaceae. Gene Ontology annotation, molecular function: electron transfer activity; copper ion binding. Bases 164 to 859 code for a protein of 231 amino acids. The record is from RefSeq and is a predicted model, not a curated record.
UAGACAAUGUUCUGCUUUUGGUCUCGAAUUCUACACCCACUCCUACUAAAAAGUAGUCCUACUUUACACGCAUCUCACUCACUAUUGGCUCUACACCAUCUUCUGGCUGUGCAUUAUCUCAUGGAUCACUUAAAACUGACAGCCAGCGUGGUAUUCCCUAGUAAUGUUCUGCCUCAUUCAAUCCUCCCUCUUCCUCUCCCUCGGCUCUCUUGUCUCUGCUCAGCUCUAUGGCGGCGGUGCAGGUUCUCCUGCUACCACCACCUCUGCUUCUGCUGCUGCUGCUCCCUCAGCUCCAGCAGACACUCCCGGUCACGUCAACGUCGACGUCGCCUUCAACGAGGGCUUUGUCUUUCACCCCGCCAAUGUUACCGCUUCAAACGGAACCCUGGUCACAUUCUUCUUCCCAAAUAACGGUCUGACCCACUCUGUCACCCAGUCCUCAUUUGCUGCUCCCUGCACCUUUCUCGCGGCCAACGGCUCGUCCCCUGGCGGGUUCGACUCUGGUCUCACUGCAGGAACUCAGUUUUCCAUCAACAUCACCGACGAUACACAGCCCAUCUGGUUCCAUUGCAAGCAGCUAGGACAUUGCGGUAUGGGCAUGGUGGGCUCAGUCAAUGCCCCGCCCACCGGCAACACCUACGACAGCUUCCGAGCUGCUGCCUUGAGCAUCGGUAGCUCUGAAGUUCAGGAAAAGGAUAAUGGAGCGGUCACUGGUGGUGUCAAUGGCAUUGCCACUGCUGCACCUACCUCCAUGUCCGCCUCUACGACGGCGACCUCGUCUCAAUCGUCGUCAGCCUUGAAGCUCCUUGCUAGUGUUCCUCUUGCAGUAUUGGGCGCCGUAAUUGUCCUCGCACUUUAGUAGAUACCGUACUUAGAACCAUGUACUUUUUCGUAGCGAUUCUUUGCUUUGGACGUUGACAAUAGCAUUUUUUCUUUGCGGUUUCUCA